CAGCCACAAUGUGUGUCAGAGGACUGUCUGUGCUCCCAAAGUAGAUGACUGCAACAAAUCUGGUGUCUGUACCACUGACUGCGAGAUAUACGAGGAAAAAUUGGUUCGCGCACUAUCAUCCAAAGUCAGGACGAGGUUUUACAAUUGUGGGAGAGAAUGCCGACGAUAAGUAAAAACUCCGAUUUGGAGUUUGACUCCUUACAACCGUGUUUCUUUCCGGAUGAGGACGACUUCUACUUCUGUGGUCCCGACGCUGCGCCACCGGGUGAGGACAUCUGGAAGAAAUUCGAGUUGCUGCCCACUCCGCCCCUCUCCCCGAGCCGAGCCGCUCUAUCGGGGGAGCCGGCGACUGCCGACCCGGAAGCAGACCCUUUGGGCUUCGGUUUGGGGGACCCCCUGGACUGGGCUUCCGAGCUGCUGCUGCUGCCAGAGGAUGAUAUCUGGGGGGCGUCCGACGAUGGGGACCUGUUCGGCUCCGCUUUGGAUACUACUAACCCCAACAGCAUCAUUAUCCAGGACUGUAUGUGGAGUGGCUUCUCCGCCAGGGAAAAGCUGGAGCGGGUGGUCACGGAGAAACUCGGGAAGGCUAUUUCCACGGCCACGGCGGGAGGCAGGAGCGUGUGCGUCAAGGCGCCGGAGGUGGUCAGCAGCAGCAGCAGCUCGAUGACAGAGUGCGUGGACCCCGCGGUAGUGUUCCCUUUCCCGGUGAACAAGAAGAACUGCAGCAGAGACUUACCCGGGACCGUAAACACAUCCACAGACCACGGGAGCGUAUCCAGUGACUCUGAAGACGAAGAUGACGACGAAGCAGAUGAGGGAGAGGACGAGGACGACGAGGAUGAGGAAGAGGACGAAGAGGAGGACGAUGAGGAGGAAGAGGAGAUUGAUGUGGUCACAGUAGAGAAGAGGCGCUCCACAAUCAACAAGGCAUCACCCAUGGCGACAGGCACCGUCACUAUCUCUGUGCAUCCCAAGUGUCAAGAAGCGAGAGGAGGCGUCUCGGUGUCCGGCGUGGUGAGCCGGUUCGUCAGCCGAGCCCCUCAAGAGCUGAUCCUGAAGAGGAGCUCUGUCCAUCAGCAGCAACACAACUACGCAGCCCCCUCACCGUACGCCUCAGACGACGAUCCCACGCCACCUCCAAAGAAGCAAAAAACAUCAGACGCCCCUCGACCCUCCACCAGAACCAUCUCUUCAUCCUCCUUGUCUUCCUCCAUGUCCUGCAGCUCAGUCACCAGCACAUCGGGGGCACGCAGCAAGCGCAGCACCAGCGGGGACAGCAGCCCGCGCGGCAGCUCCGACUCAGAGGACAGCGAGCGCAGGCGUAACCACAACAUCCUGGAGCGCCAGCGCCGAAACGACCUGCGCUCCAGCUUCCUGACACUACGCGACCACGUGCCGGAGCUGGCUCACAACGAGAAGGCGGCGAAGGUGCUGAUCCUGAAGAAGGCCACAGAGUACGUGAGCUCGCUGGAGACGGAGGAGAUGAGGCUCCAGCGGGACAAGGACAGACUCCAGGCCCGCAGGCAGCAGCUGAUGCGCAGGCUGGAGCAGGCAAGGACUCGCUAACAGACAACCGAUACAACACAGAAACACUCAAUAUAUCCUGGAUGACCCCCCUCUUGUCUCAACUCAGUCUGACACACACCCACACACAGGCCUUUACACUUCAGCACAGACACACAGGCCUGCAUAUCUGUUGUAUAUGUGCACACACAAACACAAUAUCUCAGAGGAUGUUUAUCUUCAGAUGCCGGCACACACCUGGAGGAGGAGGAAGAGGAGGGGGGGGGUUGCUGGAGGGAUGCUCGGACUUUCACUGCCGCCACUUUUUUUGCACAUUUGUUGACAUUAAGAAUGUUUAGGGUUUACUUUUUUCCAAUCGAGUCACAUUGAGGAAAGAUAGAAAGAUCGAAAGAAAAAAAAAGAUGGAGGAAGGAGCGAGGACACACUUUUGUUUUAUAGUCUUCCCUUCCUCUGGUUUUUAUAUCAUUUCUAUUUGUAUCUUGUUUUUUUUUUGUUUUUUUUGUACUCACUGUGACACCAGCCCGGAAUCAGGUGAUUCCCACGGGGACGGGUGUUCGAGGGCACUUUGCUUGGAGAGUUUCACGUACAAGAAGCAGUGCACAUUUACUUUGCCUUCACCACUGCAAAAAAAAAAAAAACAACUGAAGAGACUACGACGACUGAGGCGUAAUGGGUCACGUAAACAAAGCCACUACAGGUUCUCUCUCUCUCACUCCUCUCACACUGGUGCUCAAACCAAGUCAGUGGAUGUAUAACUGUGCACCUUGCUAGCCGACACUUUUGUAUAUAACAAUAGUGUACAGACAAAAAUACACUCAGAUCUGCCUUGUUUUGUAAUACAUUUUGUCCUUGUUUUUUUUUAUUUUUUUUUAUACAUGUCAGGAAGCUGCCAAUAACUAGACUGGAAGUUUAUAUACCUUUAAAAAGUACUGUAAGGCCUCGAUUUUUGAGAGUCAUGAAACUUUGUAAUAUAACAAUAUAUUGUUUUUUUUUCUCUUCUUUUUCUUUGUAUUGUAUCAUAUUACUAAUUCUACACACCUUUAUGCUUUUAGUGUGAACCUGAUACAUACUAAAUUUGAUACUUAUAUUUUCGUAUGAAAAUGAGUUCUCGGUAGAUAUCACUUUAUCUCGUCAUUUCUUUUCUUCUAUCUCAAAGUAAUUCCUUUUGUACAGCAAAUGUGUUCUAUCCUCAUGUACCUGGCCUUUUUCUUUCUUCCUCUUUUGUUUAUAUUUGUAACUAUCGGGUGCAUAGAACUGGGUAAACGGAUAUAAGAUGUUUGUUUUUUUCAUUUUUAAAAUGUACAUUUAGUGCUGCAACUCAUAGCACUUUGAAAUACCUCAUUUUGAAAAAUAAAUAGACAUCAUAAAAUCCUCA
Messenger RNA from Paralichthys olivaceus (Japanese flounder), 2899 nucleotides. It is a transcript of the gene mycn, whose product is annotated as MYCN proto-oncogene, bHLH transcription factor. Gene Ontology annotation, molecular function: RNA polymerase II cis-regulatory region sequence-specific DNA binding; protein dimerization activity; DNA-binding transcription factor activity, RNA polymerase II-specific. Gene Ontology annotation, biological process: regulation of transcription by RNA polymerase II. The record is from RefSeq and is a predicted model, not a curated record. Lineage: Eukaryota; Metazoa; Chordata; Actinopteri; Pleuronectiformes; Paralichthyidae.